This is a messenger RNA of Pocillopora verrucosa, 3315 nucleotides long. RefSeq lists its product as uncharacterized. NCBI's taxonomy places the organism in Eukaryota, Metazoa, Cnidaria, Anthozoa, Scleractinia, Pocilloporidae. Gene Ontology annotation, biological process: proteolysis. The record is from RefSeq and is a predicted model, not a curated record. Gene Ontology annotation, molecular function: cysteine-type endopeptidase activity.
CAUAAUGGCGGAUCAUUCGAGUUUGUAAAAACAAUUGUGUAUAACUGUGCACAUUCCAGGACGAUUUUAGCAUCAUCGCAUACAGAUUAAUGGCUUGGAUAACACGAAUGUUUUAUUCCUGGAGAUUUUAUCGAUCAUGGGUCUCCCCUACUAGAAAUGAAAUGCAGUUUUCUAUCCACGUGACUGAGAGCCAGUGAGAAGGGGUUUCCCUGAUUUACUUCCGACAUACACCUUUGCAAAUUUUAGUUUCGUCAGGUGAACGCGAAGCACUGACUGCAUUACGAAGGUAGCUACAGCACGCACCACAACAAUUGACUAACCAGGAAGAUUAUUCAGUUGUUUUGAUUUCUAAAGAGAUAUGGCUGAAACUUUAGCCCUUUUGAUUGGACCAAGUUAUCCAGAAGAUUUGCCAACCUACUGUGGCCCCCUGCAAGGUGUAGCAAAUGAUCUGCAGUUGAUGAAAGACAUGCUCUGUGAGAAUGGAUUCCAAUCAGAAAACAUUAAGGUCCUGGAAGGCCUUUUGGCAUCACGAGAGAGCAUCCUAGCUUCCUUAGAAGAAUUGUCUGCAAAGGCACAAAAAGGUUCAGUGGUGGUUGUUUAUUAUUCUGGCCAUGGCUGUAGCUUUGAUGCUGAAAAAGCUGGCUAUUUUGAUGAAGGCUUGAUUUCUGGGGACUUAACAAAAGAAAUGGUUGAUGACUACCACAUCCUUGAUACUUGUAUAACAGGUGAACAUUUCAAGCCUCACCUGUCCAAGUUGAUUAACAAGGGGGCACUUGUCAAUGUUAUCUUUGAUUGCUGUUUUUCUGGCCGUAUCUACAGAGGUUAUCCAGACACAAAACACAACAACACAGGCAUAAAACAGCUUGCAUUUUCUGAUGAAUACAUCAGUGAGUAUCGCAAGGCUCUAGAAGCCAGAGGGAAACCCACCAAGAAAACACAACCGGGUUCAGCAGCUGCGCGCGCCAAGCAUCAGAUGCGUCUUCCUCCAUUUGAAGAGAUGCAGCCAGCCUAUCCAGCAAGAGCACGUAAAGCUCAACACCAGGGCGUCAGUGAGUUUUGGACUCCAGUUUUGAAGUCAGAAGGAUGGUCACCACAGCAAAGUGACAACUUCGUUUUCAUGGGAGCCUGUGCAACAAAUGAAAGAGCCUAUGAGUUUAAGGAUCCUGAAACUGGUGAAGCCCAUGGAGUCUUUACUUCUGCACUGGUAGCAGCUAUCAAAGAGUCUCCACCAGAACAAAGACUCUCCUACAAUAUGCUUAAAAGCCUUGUAAGACGAAAGCUGGCAGAUAACAAUCAGCAAUGUCAGACUCCACAAUUUGAGGGGGGAAACAUGGAUUUGAUACUGUUCAGUUUUGACAAAGCACCUCCACCUCCCAAAUCAUACAAAGUGAAGGACAUUCACGUAAAGGAAGGGUUUACGUCCAGAAUCACACUUGAUGCUGGAUUUCUACAGGGUGUUGUUGAAGGAGUCUAUGACAUUUAUGAUACUAGACUGACAAUUGAAAAUAAAAUGGCAGAUUUCCAUGUGGCAACCGUUGAUGUCAGGCAUGAAAACAUCCAUGCAACAGAGUCAACUGCUGAAAUGGAAUUUGGCUAUAUGUAUGAAUGUAAAAUCAAAGCGGGACACAAAGCUUGCCUGACCCAACUGGGAAGUAUGUACUAUCCCGUUUGCAUCAUUGCUACAGAUGUUGAAGACCAGUAUAUUGGCGACGUGAAACUGGCAAUGGAAAGCCAGCAGAUGUUCAGCAUAAGAGAACAAGACACACCCGAAUGUGUCAAGUUGGACGUAUUAACAAUCGAAGGACAAAGAUGUUGGCGUGCCAUUUACUAUGGUAAGAUGAUUGUACCGGAUCAACGUACUAGGGAUGGUCACCUCAUGAUAAAAAAUCUUUGCAAGUAUUUUCGUGUCAAGUUUGGAAUUCGGCUCAGGGAACCCGAUAACAACAUGCUGAGGAAUGUUAGCCUCAAGAUGUUCAAAGUGGAGAACGUGCCUCCCUACAAGAGCGAUAUGGAUAGGAAGACGCUGUUGAAAGCUCAGGCUGUUAAAACCAAGGAGAUUUAUGAAGGGAAACCAGAGAAUUAUGUUCCAACUUUUCAAGCCCACAGAGUCGAGGUUGCACCCCACACGUUUAAUCGUUUAAAGUACCAGGUUGACGAUUCUUCAGGGGACGGGGUUGUUUUUCAGAUCACCAAUAAUGGGCACCUCCCAGUUCAUAUUUGUUUGGUUUCCUACCAGUCAGAUGGCUCCAUUUUGGUCUUAUAUCCAACAGCGAACAGGGGUAUCAGCGGUGUGCUUAAUCCUGGUGACUCAGUAUCAGAGAUCAGGCGCGUCUUUAUCCAGCCUGAGACAGUCCGUCUCAUGGGGGAGCCCAACGUUGAAUUAACAAGACCUGACGGUUGUAAUGACAUCGUUGUGUUGUAUGCUACAAAUGCCGAGGUUGAUUAUCAGCCUCUGUUCCAGACUCCUUUAGAGCUCAGUCCUUAUUUAAGCACUAGAGGGAUUGACACACCCGAUGGAUUACGACUUGACACCGUCGCCAGGUUUCGAGAAGCUUUGGAGUCCGAGCCAGUUAACCGGGACAUUUUGGAUGGCGACGUGAAGUGGAUUACUUUGAAGCGGGAGAUCAGGGUGCUAUACCAUCCACAACAAACCUUUGAGCCAAUCGUCUAUCCCAAGAAGGAAAAGGAAAAGGAUUAAAGCAGGAACUACUAAAUAAAUGUGGUUCUACGUUCCUUUUUUUUUUUAUCUCUUCUUUUUUGGUACUGUAGUUUUAAUUUUAAUCCCUUAACAAAGAUUUAUUAUUUAAGAUGACUGCAAUAUAACAGAUCUAAAUAUGAACAUUAAUGUUUUAAAACAUUUAAGAGGGAUACACGAUGUCCAAUCCCUGAACGUUCUGGUGUAACCUAAGAUCUUUGGGGGGGAAAAGAAACUUGUUGUGGUCGUCUUUUCUCUGAAGUUUUUUUCGAGAACCAUGUUGUCUUAAGAAUAAAAUCGCUUUGCUUAAAAGUAAAAAAAAAUCUGCAGAAUUGCCUGAGCUACUUUUGUCUUUAUUAAGAACAUUAGUAGACACAUACAAUAAGUUCAACUUAUCUGGAGCAGACAUAAUCAAGUAAAAUCUAGGGGUAACCCUCCCAUUACAACUGUCUCACCGCGGAUGCGGAAAGGGAUAGAGAGCUAUAGGUUGAUGAAAAAUCAGUCACCCAACUAAAAAUCAGUUUUUUUAAGGACAGACAAGUGUUUUUGUAAAAGUGCUGCUGCAGGAUGUAAACUCUAAUGCUUUUAAAAAAAAGAAAUAAAAUUUAAACGGUUUGCUU